Molecule: messenger RNA, 1495 nt
Organism: Rubroshorea leprosula
Lineage: Eukaryota; Viridiplantae; Streptophyta; Magnoliopsida; Malvales; Dipterocarpaceae
Source: the annotation of a GenBank genome assembly
UACUUGACAAACACAAACAAAAGAAACAACUAGAUAAGGCAAAAGCCUCACAGAUCGGUCCAAAACUUGCUAUGGGAAUAGAAGUUACAGAUGUUUGCAAGGACAAGGAGCCAGAUUGUGUAAAUACUUAUUCCAAUGGUGUUUCACCUGAUCAUGGUGAUGAAACUUUUGAAAAUCGUCAUGGUGACCUGAAAUCAUACUUGCAUGUUAAUGAGGAUGCUCAGCUUCCAAAUGCAGAAGAAAGUGCUCAAGCAAAAGAUUAUGUAAUUAUGGAAUGUACUACACAAGACUUGGUUGAAAAGUUGGAACUAAGUCAAGUUGAGAAAAGUGAGGAGGAGGCAACCCAAGCAAGCUCUAAUCUUGAGAUAGGUUUGCCUGAUGAAAAGGUCAAGCAGGAAGACCCCAAAACAAAGAAAUAUACCAAAUCAAGAGUUUCCAUGAAACGUGCUACAAAACCUGCUGCAACAAAUGUUCGGAUAAAGCAUACUGUUCCACAGCCUUUUGCACUGGCAACUGAAAGGCGUGCUUCAUUUGCAACCCGUCCUGCUGUUACUGAAGAAGCUGAUGCUGGAACUGGUGUGAAUAAAUCUAAUGCAAACACUGCAAAGAAUCCAAAUGGUCCAAAGCAGAAUCAGCACCCCCAUUUGAUACCAAGGAAGCCACUACAACCUAAUAACAAGAAGCAUCCAGAUGAUGAUGAUUCUUGUUCCAUCACCUCCUCAACUGCAGCAUCUGCCCAGAAUGCUAACCCCAAGAAAACUGCCGUGUCAGCUCCUAUAUUUAGAUGCACCGAACGUGCUGAGAAAAGGAAGGAGUUCUAUUCAAAAUUAGAGGAGAAACACCAAGCUAAGGAGGCUGAGAAAAGCCAAAGUGAAGCAAGGACUAAGGAAGAGAAAGAGGCAGCUAUCAAGCAAUUCAGAAAGAGUUUGACGUUCAAAGCAAAUCCAAUGCCAAGCUUCUACCAUGAGGGACCACCACCUAAGGUUGAACUCAAAAAGAUGCCACCAACUCGUGCAAGGUCACCAAAGCUGGGCCGAAGGAAGAGCUUUAGUGAUGAAGUGAGUACGACUGAAGGAGAUAAGGUAAAAGGAGCUUCUCGUCAGGUUACCCGUCACAGUCUGGGUGCUGUCAAGAAAGACAUCCACACUACCAAUGGGUCCACAAACAAAAAGAAUCAAAAUCAUACACAGAAUGGCCAUACCACUUCCAAGUUCAAGGAUGAAACCAAGAAAGCAGAAGAAAUGAGUGAAUCGAUUCCCCAAGGUAAAGGGACACAGUAAUGCAGAUGUUGCUUUGCAGUCAUGAGUUUCUCUUAAUCUAUAUAUAAUUUAAAAGAGGGAAAGAGUCUUGAUUCUCAUAUCUUAUUGUGCCUUCUCUGGUGAAUGUGUAUUUGUCUCCCUUUAAACCAAAUUUCAAUGACUUAUUUUCUUUAAAGCAUCAAGUGUAAAUUUUCUGUAACUUACAACCAUUUCACAAAUAUAAUGAUUAAGGUGUC